GUGCUGCGCCGCGCCGGAAGUGACGUCCAAUUUGUGAGCCGGGAGGCUUCCCUGUACGGAGGUGGUUCGUUGUGACUAGAACUCGGCUGGCUGGGAGGAAAGCUUUCUAUAAUAGGGUUUUGGAUAGAGCUGUGAAGAGACCCUCACUACAAUGACAAGUUUUACCGGGCUGGAGAUUGAUCUACUCCAAAUGGGGGAUGAAAAAGACACCUGGAAGGUAAAAACACUGGAUGAGAUUUUGCAAGAAAAAAAGAGGCGGAAAGAACAAGAAGAGAAAGGAGAUUCUAAACAUAGAAAUGCAGAUGAUCGAGAUUCCAAGAGAGAUUCCUUGGAGGAAGGAGAGCUGAGAGAUCAAAAAAUGGAGAUCACUAUUCGAAAUUCACCUUACAAACGAGAGGACUCAAUGGAAGACAGAGGCGAGGAGGAUGAUUCACUCGCUAUUAAACCACCACAACAAGUUUCCCGGAAAGAAAAAUCCCACCACAGAAAAGAUGAGAAGAGAAAAGAGAAGCGCCGACAUCGCAGCCACUCUGCUGAAGGAGCUGGAGGUAAAUAUGUUCGGGUGAAGGAAAAGGACAGAGAGCACGAGAGGAGAAAAAGACACCGAGAGGAACAAGAUAAAGUACGCCGUGAGCGCGAGAGACAGAAGAGGAGAGAGUUGGCCAGAGAGCAUUCCAGAAGAGAAAGGAUUAAAAAGAAAUUGCAGCGUGUAUGUGCGGGACUCAGUGGAGAAGAAUAUGAGAAUAGGUUGUGCAGCGAUGAGGAGGCUACCCAGCCAAGGGCUCAGCGGAACGUGGACAGGGAUCGAUUGGAACAAUUGGAACGGAAUAAAGAGCGUGAGAGGAAAAUAAGAGAACAACAGAAAGAACAGAGAGAGGCAAAAGAGAGAGAGAGGAGAGCAGAGGAGAGAAGGAAAGAGCGAGAGGCAAGGAGAGAAGGGCCGGAAGGAUCUGCGCUUCCUCAGCGCAGGAAGCCAGGGCUCUUGCAAGAGACUGAGAAAAUGCAGUACGAUGUACACUAUACAGAUUCAAGAAUAACUGUAGAGUUUAGCACUCAAACAACAGCUCAUCAUAGAACUGCCAGGGAGGAGCAUGGCGACAAAUCAAAAAGCAACUACCGUACUCGUAGCCCCAUGCGUCAGACACGUGAAAAGCUAGAAUCAGCAGAUGGAAGGAAGCAAGUCAAAGACGAAAGACCAGAUGUGAGGGAUCUUUUGUCUGACUUACAAGAUAUUAGUGACAGCGAGAGGAAGACCAGUUCUGGGGAAUCUUCUUCAGGAGGAUCUGCUUCGGGGUCUGAGGAGGAAGAAGAAACCAGCACUGAGGGGUCUGAGGAAGGCGAGGAGGAAGAGGAGGAAGAAGAGGAAGAGGAGGAAGAAGAGGAGGAAACUGGUAGUAACUCGGAAGCAGCCACAGAGCACAGUGCAGAAGAGGUCAGUGAAGAGGAGAUGAGUGAUGAAGAUGAAAGGGAAAAUGGAAAUCACAUACUUCUUGUGCCAGAAUCCAGGUUUGACCAUGACUCUGCUGGGAGUGAGGAAGAUGAGGAGGAAGAUGAUCUCAAGGAUGCGAGUCCCCAUUCCAAUGCCCAGACAGAUGGUGACUAUGUCCCUGAUUCUCCAGUUAUGUCUCCUGUAGAGCUGAAGCAAGAGCUUCCCAAAUAUCUUCCAGCACUACAGGGCUGCCGAAGUGUGGAGGAGUUCCAGUGCCUAAAUCGUAUUGAAGAGGGAACUUAUGGUGUUGUGUACAGAGCGAAGGACAAGAAAACAGAUGAAAUUGUGGCUCUCAAGAGACUUAAAAUGGAAAAGGAGAAGGAAGGGUUUCCUAUAACCUCACUUCGUGAAAUCAACACUAUUUUGAAAGCCCAGCAUGAGAACAUUGUUCGGGUCAGGGAAAUUGUUGUUGGAAGUAACAUGGACAAAAUCUAUAUUGUAAUGAACUAUGUGGAACAUGAUUUGAAGAGCCUCAUGGAGACCAUGAAACAGCCUUUUCUACCAGGUGAGGUGAAAACUCUAAUGAUCCAGCUGUUACGGGGAGUCCGCCAUCUGCAUGAUAACUGGAUUCUUCAUAGGGAUCUGAAGACCUCCAAUUUGCUGCUCAGUCAUGCUGGAAUUUUAAAGGUUGGGGACUUUGGUUUGGCCCGUGAGUAUGGUUCUCCUCUUAAACCUUACACCCCCAUCGUAGUGACUCUAUGGUACCGAGCCCCGGAGCUUUUACUUGGAACUAAGGAGUACUCUACAGCAAUAGACUUGUGGUCAGUAGGAUGUAUUUUUGGGGAGCUGCUGACCCAGAAACCUCUCUUCCCAGGCAAAUCCGAGAUUGACCAAAUUAAUAGGAUAUUUAAGGAUCUGGGAACACCUAGUGAAAAGAUUUGGCCAGGUUACAAUGAACUCCCUGCAAUCAAGAAAAUGACAUUUGCAGAUUACCCCUACAACAACCUACGGAAGAGAUUUGGAGCUCUCCUCUCUGACCAAGGAUUUGACCUCAUGAACAAGUUCCUGACUUACUGCCCAGCCAAGAGAAUUAAUUCAGAAGAUGGGUUGAAGCAUGAAUAUUUCCGAGAAACCCCCCUGCCAAUCGAUCCUUCCGUGUUCCCAACAUGGCCAGCAAAAAGCGAACAGCAGAGGGUGAAACGCGGCACAAGUCCUCGUCCUCCUGAAGGAGGCCUGGGCUACAGCCAGUUGGGGGAUGAUGACCUGAAAGACACCGGCUUUCACCUGACCACCACCAACCAGGGAGCAUCGGCUGCUGGUCCUGGCUUUAGCCUCAAAUUUUGAACCUGUCAGUGAACAGAACUGUUUUUUUCUAUAAUGAAAGAGUUGUGGGCGGCAGUUAAACUUUUAGUACAAAUGAACAAUUUGCAUACUGCACCUAACUCACAACAAUGCAGACUGUUGCUUUCCAAAGCAGGAACAUGAGACUUGAGCAAGGACUUGUAGUCUUAUUUAUUUUUCACACUUGUAUAUUUGUAGAAUUAAAAUGCAAUUUUUAACGGUAUAAUCUGUUUUGCUGCUUACGUUUAACUUUGGAUGUUAUUUUCAAGUGUAUGUGACCCGAGUCUGGUCAUGCUUGUGUCCUUCUCUACCCUCUAAGCCCACUCGUUCUACAUUUUCCAGUUCUAGUAUGUAGCCUAUUAAGGCUCCUUUCAUAUGGACUGUUUUGGCUCAGAUGAGUCUGAUGUCACAAAAUGCCAAAACAGUUGCAAUGUCCAACCUGCGGCCCAAGAUGGCUAUAAAUGCAACCCAAACUUAAAAAUGUUGGUGUUUUUUUUUUUUUUGGGGACAUUUUUGUAAAAAUGCAUUUACACUAGGUGAGCUUAUGCAACCGAAGAAAAAUUUGACAGUGUUUCUUUACUGGACUUUUAUAUUUUUAUCUUCCAUUGGAAAAAUAUCCCACUCAACAAUCACACCUUAUACAUGUCACCAGUUUUUGUCAGCACCUAUAUUUGUGAGCAGCUAUUUUCAAGGAUGAAUUAACGAAAGGCAGAAUUGGUACCAAAAUAUCUGAACACUUUGAGAAUUGUUACUGCAUUAAUUGAAUCAGGUAUUGAUGAGUUCGCUUAUCAAAAGAAAGCACUGUCAAAUAUCGCCCUAGUUGUAUGUGGCCCUCUUUUAUUUUUAUAAUAAAAAAUAUUACAAAAAAAAAGUUUUAUUACUCGGGUACAUGAUU
This is a messenger RNA of Rana temporaria (common frog), 3665 nucleotides long. Its product is annotated as cyclin-dependent kinase 11B. Gene Ontology annotation, molecular function: cyclin-dependent protein serine/threonine kinase activity; ATP binding. The transcript is spliced from 23 exons. Gene Ontology annotation, cellular component: nucleus. Gene Ontology annotation, biological process: protein phosphorylation; regulation of mitotic cell cycle. Lineage: Eukaryota; Metazoa; Chordata; Amphibia; Anura; Ranidae. The coding region runs from base 152 to 2773 and encodes 873 amino acids. The record is from RefSeq and is a predicted model, not a curated record.